Molecule: messenger RNA, 445 nt
Organism: Trypanosoma conorhini
Lineage: Eukaryota; Euglenozoa; Kinetoplastea; Trypanosomatida; Trypanosomatidae
Product: putative serine/threonine-protein phosphatase PP1
Exons: 1
Cellular component (GO): nucleus; cytoplasm
Molecular function (GO): protein serine/threonine phosphatase activity
Source: RefSeq, a predicted model, not a curated record
GGACGUGUUCAACACGAUGCCCGUGUGCUGCGUGGUGAGCGAGAAGAUCAUUUGCAUGCACGGUGGGCUGAGCCCCGACAUGACUUCACUCGCCACCGUGAACGAAAUAGAGCGUCCGUGUGAUGUGCCCGAUAAGGGUAUUCUGUGUGAUCUGCUCUGGGCUGACCCUGAGGACGAGGUGAGAGGCUUCCUGGAGAGCGACCGGGGCGUGAGCUACCUGUUCGGCGAGGACAUCGUGAGCGACUUUCUAGACAUGGUGGACAUGGACCUCGUGGUGCGUGCGCACCAGGUGAUGGAGCGCGGAUACGGUUUCUUUGCCAACCGGCAGCUGGUGACGAUCUUUUCGGCGCCGAACUACUGCGGCGAGUUUGACAAUGAUGCGGCCGUGAUGAAUGUAGAUGAAAAGCUGCAGUGCUCUUUUCUCAUCAUCCCAGCGAAUAAUUAA